AUGUUCAAAACUUCAGGAAGAUCAUUCGUGACAACGACUGCCCUCUUCGGCGUUGGCCUCGCACUCAUACAACGAGUCUCAUCAGCCUCCACCUCCAACUGCCGCGCCGGGUUCACGUACUUUUCGGGAGACGUUUGCGUGGGCUGCACCGCCGGCACUUACAGCGGCCCUGGCUCGCUAUCCUGUUCAACGUGCCCCACAAACACUUACAGCAGGAGUCUGGCAUCGAGCUGCACGGCCUGUCCCUCCGGCUCGAUCAGCAGCCCUGGCGCCGCUUCGUGCACACUCCAGAACACCUGCACGGCCGGCAGGUACUUCGACGGCAUGGGCUGCGUGGCCUGCCCGGUCAACACCUACUCCGGCCCUCUCGCGACAUCGUGCACGGCAUGCCCCGGCCAGCAAGUCAGCGACGUGGGCUCCUCGUCUUGCCACGCCUGCGCUUCCGGCACCCAUUACGACUCCGGCUCCUGCGUCGUCGACCCCGUCACCUGCCCCCCAGGCCACGGCGACGGUGCGACCCAGUGCGAGGAGUGCCCUGCGGGCCAGUUCUCGUGGGAGGGCGCGGCCGCCUGCUGCUCCUGCUGUUCCGGCUUCUACUCCGACCACCCAGGCGCGGGGAGCUGUUCGCAAUGCUCCACGCCCGGCGCAUACUCCGUCGUCGGCGCGACAUCCGCGUCCGCGUGCUCCUCCUUCUACUCCGGCGGCCAGCUCUCCUGCCCCAGCGCCGGUCCCACCUGCCCCGACGUCGGCGGCGCGAGCCCCUCCAGCCUCACCCGCCAGAGUCUCGCCCCACGCCGGGCGGCGCGGUGCCCCCUCGGGCAGCGCAGCUGCCCCGUGUACGGCGUCUCCGCCGACGGGCGCGGCUACCUCCGGGGGCGCGAGUGCGUCGACGUGCGGACGGACCUGGAGAGCUGCGGCGGGUGCGUCGCGGACGACUCGCCGGGCGGCGCGCGCAGCGCGGACGGCGGACGCGACUGCAGCGCGAUCCCGCACACGGGGCGGGUGGGGUGCCGCGGGGGCGCGUGUGUCAUCGAAUCGUGCGCGUCCGGCUUCGCACUCUCCGAGGACGGGGAGGCGUGCGUCGCCUCCAGCGCGGCCGAUGCGCUUCAUGUGCAGCGCCGGGCUGCGGGGCAUCGUGCUCGACGCUCCGCUGCGAACUUUUGA
Epithele typhae is the source of this 1164-nucleotide messenger RNA. RefSeq lists its product as uncharacterized. Bases 1 to 1164 code for a protein of 387 amino acids. The record is from RefSeq and is a predicted model, not a curated record. NCBI's taxonomy places the organism in Eukaryota, Fungi, Basidiomycota, Agaricomycetes, Polyporales, Epitheliaceae. The transcript is spliced from 5 exons.